AUGAUUUUUGGUCAUCAGCGGAAACGAUCGAUAGGAAAUAAAAUAAUCACCAGUGGAGACCAAGACACCAAUGGCCUGGUCUGCUGGCCUAUGUUACCAGACCGGAGACAAGAGAAGCAACACCAGAUGGAAUGGGCCGGCGUCCGCCGCUUUUUAUAUCGAAGAUUUGGUCCUCGAGAGACCGGAAAAAUUUUCAGUCGUUUUGAACGAAGGCGGGCGCUGCGGGACCUUAGGGCUUUGACCAGUCCGCCCACUGACGGACGCUUCAGGCUGUUCACAGCGAUCAGGAAGCCACUUGAUCUGCAGUGUGUCUUCUGCAAUUGCGAUGUGUUGGUCUCUGCCGCGGUUCCAAGGAUUUGUGUGUCGUUGUGGUCUAUGAGUCAAUCGGUUACUACGAUGGAAGGUUCGAAACCAGUCGUGCAGGCUCCCUUGAAGACACCUGGGCAGCCUGCCGAUGCGAUGUCGCUGCCCUUCGUCGUGCAGUCGAUGAUCCUGUUCUGCACGCUGCAUAUCGCAUACGAUAAGUUUGGGGCGGCGCCCUUCCUUACCGUCGGGUUCAUUGCGCUGUAUAUCCUCGUACAGUUGUGCAUGAUGAAGCGAAUGCAGUUUGAAAUAGUGUACGUCUUCUACCUGCCCUUCAUGUUUAGUCUGCUGUUCAACCAGGAUUUGCUGCAGACAAAUCUGCUGCUCUCCAUAAACGUGCUCGGUGGGCCCGUAUACACGAGGCUAGCCUCGCAGCUGUUUCUCACAAUGUGUCUGCUCGCCGGUGAUGUCAACCCAAUGGUCUGCCUGCUGGCCGUCUUCGUCAACAUGGGGUUCUGCUUUGUGCUGUCUAAAGUGAGUCGCUUGGAGAGUUUGGAUUUCGUCGACUGCAAUAUCUUCAGUCUGACCUUGACUAACGUGCUCUUCUUGGAGAAAGUGCACAAACAGCAGCACAGUUUACCUUACGAGGUUCUAUGGGGCACUCUGGCUGCGUUCCUCUGUACAGUCGCGAUCAACUACAUACUGGCGACCAUAGUGAACAAUAAUAAACUGUUCGUCUCGAUUAUGGUGCCCGUAGUGUUUCUGGUGUGUUUCCCGCUACUUACAAACACGUUCAUCGACUCGUUGCCGGAAUUGCCAGUUAUAUGGCUGUACCAUUACAUCACUGCAUCGCAGACUAGAAUGCGGAUCCUAGGGAUCUGGCUACUGUUUCUAAUGGUGCUCAUCCCGAACGUCCUGCUGUUCAAGUCCAACUUUUCCCUGAACACGUCCAGGAAGAUAUGGCAUUUUCUCAUUUUACUGCUCGUGAUGCAGCCAUUCAGCUGGGAUCCAACGUUCGUCAAAAUCGCGCUCUCGGGCACCAUUGUUCUCUUCCUCGCCGUGGAGUACGUUCGGUACUUGAAGUUGCAACCCUUCGGUAGACAAAUUGACGAAAAGUUGCGCUCGUUCGCGGACUUCCGUGAUGACAGGGGGCCCAUCAUCAUAUCGUACGUGUAUCUGAUCUUGGGGAUUUCCACGCCACUGCUGAUCUUCGAUUCUCCAGUCGGACUGAUAGCGCUCGGCGCUGGAGAUUCAAUGGCAUCCAUUAUUGGGAAACGCGUCGGGAAGUGGAAAUGGUCCGGGAUGAAGAAGACGGUGGAGGGAACAGCGGCGUUUAUUUUGUCCACUUUCAUAAUUGGUGUAAUAGCGAAGUGGUACUUGGGAUACUUUAAAGAUUUGACGGUUUCCAACUGGUUCGUUGUUUGCUUCUUAUCGGGAGUCCUAGAGGGGAACAGCGAUCUGAAUGACAAUAUAUUGAUUCCAGUAUUUAUGUUGAUCUGUGAACAAUUAUUUACAGUUGCAUAA
Molecule: messenger RNA, 1827 nt
Organism: Huiozyma naganishii CBS 8797
Lineage: Eukaryota; Fungi; Ascomycota; Saccharomycetes; Saccharomycetales; Saccharomycetaceae
Gene: SEC59
Product: dolichol kinase
Exons: 1
Coding region: 1-1827 (608 amino acids)
Biological process (GO): dolichyl monophosphate biosynthetic process
Cellular component (GO): endoplasmic reticulum membrane
Molecular function (GO): dolichol kinase activity
Source: RefSeq, a predicted model, not a curated record